Oncorhynchus masou masou (cherry salmon) is the source of this 1574-nucleotide messenger RNA. RefSeq names its product solute carrier organic anion transporter family member 3A1-like. Gene Ontology annotation, molecular function: protein binding. Gene Ontology annotation, biological process: prostaglandin transport; sodium-independent organic anion transport; transmembrane transport. Gene Ontology annotation, cellular component: plasma membrane. Lineage: Eukaryota; Metazoa; Chordata; Actinopteri; Salmoniformes; Salmonidae. The coding region runs from base 1 to 1563 and encodes 520 amino acids. The record is from RefSeq and is a predicted model, not a curated record. The transcript has 9 exons.
AUGGAAGGUUCUGUCAGCUGUACCUGGAAGGUUCUGUCUGCUGGAACUGGAAGGUUCUGUCAGCUGGAACUGGAAGGUAUAGUAUUUUCCACGCUGGUGUUUGGCCCAGCCUGUGGCUUCAUAUUAGGAUCCUUCUGCACCAAAGUCUAUGUGGACGCUGUCUUCAUCGACACAAGUAAGCUGGACAUCGGCCCUGACGACCCCAGGUGGAUUGGUGCGUGGUGGGGUGGCUUCUUGCUCUGCGGUGCCUUACUCUUCAUCUCCUCCCUCUUCAUGUUCGGCUUCCCCCAGUCCCUGAAUGAGCAGGAUGUGGACAGUGGGGGGGAGAGUGAACAGGCCAUGUUGCCCCCCUCCCUGUCCAGGGAUUACGAGGGGAACAAGCCCACUCAUGGGGUGAUCCAUGGCUUCCAGGCCAAUAGUGGACUGACCUGCUGCGAGCACAUGAGAGUCAUCCCCAAGGUGACCAAGCACCUCCUGUCCAACCCUGUGUUUACCUGUAUCUCGCUGGCAGCCUGUAUGGAGAUCGCUGUGGUUGCAGGCUUCGCCACCUUCCUAGGGAAGUACAUGGAGCAGCAGUUCAACCUCACAACUUCCUCAGCCAAUCAGCUGCUAGGUAUGACAGCUAUUCCGUGUGCGUGUCUGGGUAUCUUCCUGGGUGGUCUCUUGGUGAAGAAGUUAGACCUGUCAGCGUUAGGGGCCAUCCGUAUGGCCAUGGGGGUCAAUCUCAUCUCCACUGCCUGUUACGUCUCCUUCCUCUUCCUCGGCUGUGACACCGGGCCUGUCGCCGGGGUGACUGUCGCCUACGGCAACGUGACCCUGCGGUCAUGGCAGAGACCGGAGCAUGGCUGCAUCAACAACUGUAACUGCUACACAGCCUCAGUGAGCCCUGUGUGUGGCUCCAACGGGAUCACCUACCUCUCUGCUUGCUUCGCCGGCUGCCUCACACCUAACCUGACCAGCUGUAUGUGUAUCAGCAGUAAGGAGGAGGAGUCGGUGGCGUUGCCGGGGAAAUGUCCCAGUCCAGGCUGCCAACUGGCCUUUAUCACCUUCCUUUGUGUCAUCUGUGUGUGCAGUAUGAUCGGAGCCAUGGCCCAGACACCCUCCGUCAUCAUACUUAUCAGAACAGUGAGCCCUGAGCUAAAAUCCUACGCUCUUGGAGUUCUGUUUCUGGGCCUGAGACUACUAGGUUUCAUCCCUCCCCCUCUGAUCUUCGGCAUGGGCAUCGACUCCACCUGCCUGUUCUGGUCCACAGUCUGUGGAGACAAGGGAGCCUGCAUGCUGUACGACAACGUGGCCUAUCGACACCUCUACGUGAGUAUCGCCAUCGCUCUCAAGUCCACCGCCUUCAUCCUUUACACCACCACUUGGCAGUGUCUCCGGACCAACUAUAAGAAAUACAUUAAGAACAGUGAAGGCUACCUGACUCCCACCCAGCUGUUUGCCUCUAACGUGACUCUGGACAACCUGGGCAAGGAGAUCACCCAGAACCCAGGCAACCGGACAACAUUUAUAUAUAACCUGGAGGAACCAGAGAUGAGUUAUAACAUGGAGUCUGUUUUAUAGUUUCUCCAAGA